Molecule: messenger RNA, 1165 nt
Organism: Rhagoletis zephyria (snowberry fruit fly)
Lineage: Eukaryota; Metazoa; Arthropoda; Insecta; Diptera; Tephritidae
Product: alpha-methyldopa hypersensitive protein-like
Biological process (GO): catecholamine metabolic process; carboxylic acid metabolic process; amino acid metabolic process
Cellular component (GO): cytoplasm
Molecular function (GO): aromatic-L-amino-acid decarboxylase activity; pyridoxal phosphate binding
Source: RefSeq, a predicted model, not a curated record
UUUAGCGUAAUCGGUUUUAAUUGGCUCUGUAGUCCAGCUUGUACGGAACUGGAGGUGAUCGUCAUGGACUGGUUGGCGAAAUUUCUCAAACUACCCGAACACUUUCUACACUCUACCAAAGGGCCUGGUGGCGGCAUUAUACAGGGAUCCGCAAGUGAGGCUGUGCUUGUCGCCGUCAUGGCGGCACGCGAGCAAACCGUACGUCGCGUGAAAGCCAAACAACCAGAUUUGAGUGAAGGUGAGAUACGGGCUCGCCUCAUCGGCUAUUCAAGCGAUCAGAGCAAUAGCUGUAUUGAGAAGGCCGGCGUGCUAGCCACUCUGCCCAUACGGCUGUUGCCAGCCGAUGAUAAUCAAAUUAUGGGCGGCGCGCAGUUGGUAAAAGCAGUGAAAGAAGACCUGGCUAAAGGGCUUAUACCCACUAUCUGCAUUGCAACGAUGGGGGCGACGGGCACCUGCGCUUACGAUGAUAUCGCGACACUGGCGUCUGUUUGCGAGGAGCACAACAUCUGGCUACACGUCGAUGCUGCUUAUGCGGGCGCUGUUUUGUCGCUGGAUGAGUAUGCGUAUCUGCGAUGCGGGCUUGAGCGCGUGGAUUCACUCAACUAUAAUCUGCACAAAACACUGCUGGUGAAUUUCGAUUGCACGGCAAUGUGGCUGCGCGACGCAAAUCAGGUUGUGGACAGCUUUAAUGUGAAUCGUAUUUACCUGCAAAACAAGUACAACGGACAGACAGAUAUACCGGAAUUCCGACACUGGCAAAUACCGCUGGGUCGUCGCUUUCGCGCGCUAAAAGUGUGGGUUACAUUUCGCAUCUACGGUGCCGAAGGCUUGCGCGAGCAUGUGCGCAAACAAAUACGCUUAGCAGAGCGUUUUGAACGACAUAUCUUGUCGGACGCACGCCUGGAGUUGGUGGCUAAACGAUCAAUGGGUUUGGUCUGCUUUCGAGUGAAGGGUGACAAUCAGUUGACCACAGAUCUACUGCAAUGUGUGACAGAACGCAAGAAAAUCUAUAUGGUACAGGCGGCAUUUGGCGGCAAGAAUUUUAUGCGCUUUGCGGUGUGUGGCAUGGAUCCGAAGGAAGACGAUAUAGACUUUGCGUGGCGUGAAAUUGAAGAACAGCUAAAUAAAUUGCUUAAAGAAGAGAAAAGAGGAAAUGUAGGUACGA